AUGUAGCGCCCAUAAUAUUUGAUACUUACAACUUAUAGUUUUACACAAUGUGAAUCGUUUAAAAUUAAUAGUGUGAUGGAAAUUAUAUAGUAUAAGCAAACACAAUCAUGGAUCAUUAUUUAACAACAUACAGGAAGGACUAUCUUUGGCCCAAUUUGCCCGGAGCUGGUGGUGGAGGCGGUAUUGCAGAUGUCCCCAAGCUAUCAGGGGAGGAGCUAGCCUUCUACCAGGCAUGCAUGCAGCACACGAGACCGCCGGACUGCCGCUGCCCGCAGUACUCCGGCGAGCAGGUGCAGCUGCCGCCGGGUAAGGAGGGAGGAUGGAGUCGGAAUGAGUUGAUGGGACCGAUGUUGGAUCCAAAACUGUACCCAGUACGAGUGGCAGCCAGCCCGGAGUCACCCACGUCGCGGUAUGAUCAGCCCAAUGCAUUCUUGGACAAGUUACAGUCAAAGUAUCCAAUGCUGUAUAGCAUCCUACAGAAUGAAGCUUCACCAGAAUUGAAACAGAGAAUCGAUCGUGACAGAAAUAAGACGACGUACCAGGUUGAUUUCUGCGAAUCAGGUCCAGGCGCCAAGUUCGAAGGCCUCCAACGUGCAGCUGACGAGAGCGGUACGGGUCCAUGUGCGCAGCCCAUGCGGCUGCCGGGCGACCCGUGCCGUGUGGGGCCUAAACCCCGCAUGACUACGCCUAAGACGAUAUCCAAGCAAGGGGGAGGCGCUAGCGAGCCGAGGGCUAAAUGCGAAACUACGUCAGCCGUGCCUCCGCUCGGUAAGACCGAGUACCAGGAUGGAGUGUCGAAGCUCGGAGGCAUUAUUAUGCGAGACAAACUACAUAGAAGAUGAUAUAGCAGUGUAUUGGAGAAAUCUUCGUGUU
Colias croceus (clouded yellow) is the source of this 873-nucleotide messenger RNA. RefSeq lists its product as uncharacterized. The record is from RefSeq and is a predicted model, not a curated record. The coding region runs from base 108 to 842 and encodes 244 amino acids. The transcript has 6 exons. NCBI's taxonomy places the organism in Eukaryota, Metazoa, Arthropoda, Insecta, Lepidoptera, Pieridae.